AGAUCUUAUCAUUUCAGAUCGUUGAUAUCGAGCAAGGGGCCUCUCGUAUCCUCAUCACCAUAGCAAUUCCCGUGGAACAACAAGCCGAUGGCCACCAGCGAGUUCGCUAACGGCAACCAGGACAACUUCUACUCUAGAAAGUUUCGGAGCAUACAGUCCGGGGACGCCGUCCCUUAUCGCUGUUACUGUCCCAUCGCUCCCAUCAAGUACUCAGGGCACAAGCCCAUGAUGUCACUCGAGUGUAUCGACGUGAAGCCCUACAGUCGUCACAUGGCCCCCGCAGUCUCGUACCCAAGGUUCCUUGACCAGAGAACAGAGCGGCUGUCGACGGGCAUGAGCUCGUAUAGCAAGCUUGUCUCUCCCUUUCCCCGUCACGACAUGGACCAACUCAAGGCUCCCACGUUGCAGCAACUCGAGGGCAGGUCGCGGAUCCUGAGCCCGGGGAGCAGGUUUGUUCCGAUGACAAGGGGACGUGAGAUGGUUCGCCCUCAGACAGCUCCUGCCCUCGGACGGCGGCAGCUUCACCUAGCAGUGCCGGACGAUGUGAUAGGAGCGGAAUUUGACCACUCGACACAUGUGCGACGAUACUUCACCAGCAACCAGAUGCACCUGGUUUCUGGAUGGCCGUGAGGAGAAGAGAAGGAGAGAGCAGAGCAGAGCAGAGCAGAGCAGAGCAGAGCAGAGCAGAGCAGAGCAGAGCAGAGGAGCUGUUGUGGAGCCUGUGCCAGUUGCAUGAAUGUAAAUAUGUUCCGGAGAUAUUGCUAGUCGGGAUUUUGAACACAGCAGACGUUAAACUCUC
Molecule: messenger RNA, 799 nt
Organism: Guillardia theta CCMP2712
Lineage: Eukaryota; Cryptophyceae; Pyrenomonadales; Geminigeraceae
Exons: 7
Coding region: 88-630 (180 amino acids)
Source: RefSeq, a predicted model, not a curated record